This is a messenger RNA of Drosophila hydei, 726 nucleotides long. RefSeq names its product gustatory receptor 5a for trehalose. Gene Ontology annotation, biological process: detection of chemical stimulus involved in sensory perception of taste; sensory perception of sweet taste. Gene Ontology annotation, molecular function: sweet taste receptor activity. The record is from RefSeq and is a predicted model, not a curated record. Gene Ontology annotation, cellular component: membrane. The transcript is spliced from 3 exons. NCBI's taxonomy places the organism in Eukaryota, Metazoa, Arthropoda, Insecta, Diptera, Drosophilidae. Bases 1 to 726 code for a protein of 241 amino acids.
AUGUCUCAUUCGCCGCAUCGCCCCGACUUUUUCCACCAUUUUGCAGUGCUUGUCAUCGCGCAGUGCUUCGGUUUGAUGCCCGUCUGUGGCGUGCGAGCGGCAACGGCGCGCGGCCUCUGCUUCAGCCGUCGCAGCUGGCGCACCUGGUACAGUAUGCUCUACAUUGGCUCCAUCUCGUUCGAUACGCUGCUCGCUAUUAAUUUGGCACUGCAUGGCAGUCUGGAUGUGCGCAGUGUGGAACCAAUCGUCUUCCAUGGCAGCAUCCUGUGGGCCAGCUAUCAAUUCCUACAAUUGGCCCGCCUAUGGCCCCAACUGAUGCGACGCUGGGCGAGAGUGGAGACGCAGCUGCCCUCUUAUGUCACCUGGCAGGGACGAGAGCAACUGGCUCGACGCAUGCACAGCGUGGCGUUCGCUCUGCUCUCGCUUUCGCUCAUGGAACACCUGUUGAGCAUCAUCUCAGCCGUUUAUCCUGAAGUCUGCCCGUUGCGGCAGGAUCCAAUCGAAUCGUAUUUCUAUGCGGCUGCCCGCCAGCUCUUUCACGUCUUUCCCUAUAGCAACUGGCUUGGCUGGCUGGGCAAGCUACUGAAUGUGCUGCUCACCUUUGGCUGGAACUACAUUGAUCUCUUUGUCAUACUGGUGGGCAUCGGCCUGAGUCAUCUGCUCUCACGGCUCACGUGCCAGCUGCAGCAGUUGGUGCAGAGAGUGAGUGUCCUACAUGCUGCAUAG